GCCUUGAGGCUGGAGUGGUCGGUUCAGUCGAGUCCGGGACGUACCUCUCCCUCGUCCUCGCCCUGGAGCAGUGACACAGGAGGGCAGAGUGCUUUCCAAAAGGAGGUUCUCUCUAUCUCUGGGUGGGGCAGGGGCAGGUGCGUACCGAUUCUGUGCUUGUGCUGACAGAUACACUUGUCUUGGCCGCACUCAGCUCGAACUAAAGCGCGAAGGACGAGUGGCGCUACCUGCGUUUUCCGUGCGUAAAAGUUCGACUUUACGCCUGCGCCACUGCUCCGUGACCAGCCACAGCGACUGUUUGGACACGGAGGACGCUCUUUGGAACCGGAACAAACUCCACCAAGUUAGUUUUUUAAAAUGGCGAAGGGAGUUUUCUUACACAUCUGCCUGUUUGUGGUUUUAUCCCGAGUUCAAGCCUGUUACAUCCCUCCAACUUUAGAGUUAAACGUUCCCCAUGAAAUACCUAAAGGAUCUACAGUAACAACAGUUAAAGUUGCAGACUGCGACAUCAAAUCUGUCCAGCUCAGUUGCAGUGAUCCUGAUUUCAGAGUUGAGGAUAAUGGAGCUGUAGUGACUCUUUCCUCUGUGUUUGUGAGUCUCACCGGGAGGACAUUUUUUGUGUUGGCUCAGGACAGAGAUGGAUCCGAGUCCGUCAUGAAAGUUCAUCUGCAUCAGGAACUUCAUCACAAUGAAACUCUGAGGCGGACCAAACGACACUGGGGCCUGCCCCCUCUGGACAUAAAGGAGAACGACAUUGGACCGUUUCCAAAAGUGCUUGAAAGAAUCCAGUCUACCACAGAACAGGAGUAUAAAGUGUACUACACCCUGACCGGCCCCGGGUACGAUCGGCCUCCUGUGGGAGUGUUCAGUUUUGACGAGAAAGGAAUGUUAAAGGUGACCAGGGCCCUGGACCGAGAGACAAAUCCACUGUUUGAAUUAGAAGCCAACGUUUACGACGUCAACACGAGAAGGCCCACAGAUCGAACCAUGACCAUCCAAAUCCGGGUUCUCGACUUGAACGACUGCGCUCCGGAGUUUUCUGGAUCGAUGGUUUUCUCCGUCCCCGAGCAAAGCAACAUAGGCACUGUGUGUGGUAAAGUCAACGCCACAGACAGAGAUCAGCCUGGGACGGACCACGUGGCGAUCCGCUACAGCCUGCUGUCCGGCACCAACCUGUUCAGCAUCAACGCCGAGACGGGGGUCAUCUCCACCGUGUCCAGCGCUCUGGACCGAGAGACUCAAGACAAGCACUUGGUGACAGUUGUUAUCAGAGACAUGAAAGGAGCUGCCAACGGUAUGGCCACGACUGGUACUGCAACGAUAACGCUGUCCGACAUCAACGACAACCCUCCGACCUUCAAACAAACCUCUUUCACGGCAACAGUCCAGGAAAACACGGCGGAAAAACUCAUCCUCCGCAUUCCCGUCGAAGACAAAGACCUGGUCAACACCGAUAACUGGUUUUCAAAGUUUGUGAUCACCAAAGGAAACGAAAAUGGAAAUUUCAGAGUUGACGUUGACCCCAAAACGAAUGAAGGACUUCUGUAUGUCGUGAAGCCUUUGGACUUUGAGAAAACUCCGCAGGUAAAGAUCGAGGUCAUGGCUCAGAACAAGGCGGAGCUGAAGGGGACGACGGCCCAGUGGAAGUCCGCCGUAGUGGACAUCACGGUCACAAACGUGGACGAGGGCCCCGAGUUUAUCCCUCCCAUCAAAUACCUGUCAGUGAAAGAAAACACCGCCAACGGCACCGUCAUAGGAACCUACACCGCUCUGGACCCGGAGACAAAGAGCAGCGCGGGCAUCAUGUAUUACAAAAUUACAGACCCGGGCUCGUGGAUAAACGUGGACCGGGCCUCGGGGGAGCUGAAAGUCGCCAACACCAUCGACCGAGAGUCCAGUUAUGUCCAGAACGGGCUGUACAACGUCACCGUGAGAGCCGUGGACGGAAGCUCUAAGUCGGGCACGGGCACAGUGGUCAUCCAGGUGGAGGACGAGAACGACAACAUCCCAAAGCUGCCCACGGGCGAGCUGGUGCUGUGCGAGAAAGAGGGGACGCUGGGGUCCGUGCUGCUGGUGGCGCAGGACGAGGACAGGAGCCCCUUCGCUGAGCCGUUUGCGUUCAGCCUGCCCAAUAACGACAACGGCCAGUGGAGCGUGACCAAACUCAACGACACUGCCGCCGUCCUCCAGCAGGUGAAGGCGCUGCACUUGGGGGUCCAUGAGGUGGACGUUCUCGUGACCGACCUCCAAGGCACCGGUAAAGAACAGAAGGUGAACGUGAGGAUCUGCAAGUGCGUGAACGGCGUGUGUCCGGCCAUCAAGUCGUCCAUCACGCUGGGGCCCUUCGGGUGGCUGGCCCUGCUGCUGCCGCUGCUCCUGCUCCUCCUCCUCUUCUUGCUCCUGAUCUUCUUGUGCGUCACGUCCCGUCAGAAGGUGCAGAUGGACGACCUGAAGGACAGCGGCGGAGUCCUGCUCAAGUCCAACACUGAAGCUCCGGGAGAGGAAGUGGACUCGAGCCUCCUCACUGGUCCCAUCAUGGUCGACUCCGGGGUCAAAGGGUCGGGGGUCAAUGACACGUUGUUAAACACAGGCUGGAUGGGCAACAAGAGCACCAGCUCCAUGCAGGAGAACGGCAUGUACAAGGGCAACAUGGCCACGGACACGCAGUACUUCACCAACUACGACGAGCAGUUCGGGAUGCAGUACGGGGACGGGCAGCUCCUCGGCAACGGGUACGACGGCAGGUUCCACACGCAGGACGCAUCCCUGCUCCACACCUGGCAGACCAACGGACGCUACUUAGACCAGAAGCUGUACUACAUGGGCGCGGAGGACGAGGGCCGCUACGCCGACGACAUCAUCCGCUCGUACGGCUUCGAGGGCGUGGGCUCGGCGGCGGGGUCGGUCGGCUGCUGCAGCAACUUCGGCGAAGAGAAUCUGGAGUUCCUGGACACGCUCGGGCCGAAGUUCAAAACACUGGCGGACGUUUGCUCCAAGAGAUGAAGACGACGAAAAAAACGAGACGCUGCGGACAAUUUGAAUGUAGAACACACGAGCGGAGAGAUGAACUAUGGGGAAAAUGAGAGUUUUUUUCAUGUUUGUGCGGCUGGAUGAUGUUUAAAAAAUGGAUUUUCUACUGAGAACAGACGCAGUGAUUGGUCUGUGUGUGGAUUAGGGCUGUUUAAUGCGAAAAUAACGUUGAAAAUUGCAGAAAUAUUGACAUUUUAACAUGAUUUUUAAGGUGGAAUCCAUAAUGUGGGUUCUUACGUUCAGUUUUUUAAGGAUAUUUCUUUAGUUUGCUUUAAAAAUUUGAUAGAAAAAGCUGAAAAAGUGCCAAUUUUGAUCUGAUCUAUGGACGAGAGACAUUUGAUACGAACUAAAACGGCAAAAAUGUAUUAAAUCAUAUUGAAUCUAAAAGAAAGAAGUGAAUGCGUGAGGUGCGUUUGGGGAAUGAAUGGACAUUUUAAUGUGUAUCUUCACUUUAAAGAUACAGUUUACUCGUAUUGUCUCUGUAUAUAAAGUACAUAUGUGUUUUUUUGUGCGAUAUCCUCAUAAUUUGGAGCGUUUUUUCAGUCUCGCACUUUUUUGUCAAGUAGUUGUUGCACAGGGCGUGUCUUUAUGCACAGGAUUUAUAAUAGCGCUUUUUUUGGACACUUAAACUCGCUUUUUUAUUGUUUAUUUGAGUAGGAACAGAUAGAACAAACAUAGAUUAGCAAUUUGGUAACCUGAAGCAAAGAUUCUAGUGUUUGUCGCUGAGGUAAAAAUCGCAAAACUAGCCCCUAGAAGAGCUUUUAAAGUGUUAAUUUCACUAAAAAGCUGUGGGAUUUUAUGUAGAAAAAGCGAUAAAUGCAAGAAUUACAAUAUCACACACUUAAAAACACAGAAACGCUCACAUUUUACUCUUUUUUUUCACACCGUUCACGUGUUCUGUCUGCUGUCUACACUCAUACCCGAGUGAUCGCAUAGUACGAAUACUUUCUGACGCUCUAGUGAUUUCAGAUUUGUUUAGUUUGUUUACACGAGCCGCAGACACAACAGUCUUCGUGCCAGUUUUCAUUCACGCGGACAAGUUCUCCAUAAAGCAGGUCAAAACGUUAGCAACUAAAUCAACUUUUGUCAUUUUAAACCGCGUUUCACCUUAAAUUUAAACUAUUUUCUCGCUUAAAACUGGUCAAAUCUGUUGAAAACUACACUCCUAUUUAUCAAACAUCCCCGAUCAGAUUGUGUUUUGCGUGCUAGCUCGCGCUGUUGGGGUUAAUUCGCUGGGGAUUAGCUUAACGCCGCCGUAAUAUGUUGUUUCAUCCACAUUUCUUCGCUCGUAUUGUUGAAACUUGCUGCGCCCCAGAUUAGCCCUGUUUAUCUGUACACACAUUCUUCCCAGGGCGUUGCCGCCGCGGCCGUGUCACCCGGCAGCAUUGCAACAUUCCUCCAGUAGCGAUGUUAAAGUUGGCACAAAGACGUGAACCUCGGAGCGGGAGGGGGCGUUAACCACUCUGCCGCUGCCCAGAUUCAAACAGGCUGCGUUCACGGUGUAAAAUCUGAUGAUGUCGUAGUUUCAGAUGGUGCUGAAAGGGGAAAAUCUGUGCGAGUUUAUGGGAUUUUUGCUGUUUUUCAAAUCCAAAAACGUUAAAACAUCUUAUUAUUUAUGCAUCCACAAAUCUGCAAUAUCAAUUUCAUGGUUUAAAGUCUUUUCAAGCAACAAUUUUCUGCAUUUUUGGUGAAAAAUAAUGCAACUUUUGUGUUUAAACAGCAAAUUCUGCCCAAAAACUCUCACCUGUCCUCGUGAACACAGCCUAUUAUCAAACUACUUUUACGAGUUUACACAAACGACUAAUAAAAGAAGGUUUUUUUUGCAAAUAAAUGAAUAUAUUAUAGAGUUUAGUUGGAUUUUUUGUGUAUUUGAGCUGUAACUUGAUGCACUAAAGCUUGUGUCUUGGAUUCAGUGUUACAGAUUUGCUUUUAUAAAUAUUUGGUGUGUAAAAGCGA
Periophthalmus magnuspinnatus is the source of this 4986-nucleotide messenger RNA. RefSeq names its product desmocollin 2 like (gene dsc2l). Lineage: Eukaryota; Metazoa; Chordata; Actinopteri; Gobiiformes; Gobiidae. Bases 358 to 3003 code for a protein of 881 amino acids. Gene Ontology annotation, biological process: multicellular organism development; brain development; regulation of axonogenesis. The record is from RefSeq and is a predicted model, not a curated record. Gene Ontology annotation, cellular component: neuron projection; presynaptic active zone membrane; intercalated disc. The transcript is spliced from 16 exons. Gene Ontology annotation, molecular function: calcium ion binding; cadherin binding.